Penicillium subrubescens is the source of this 1233-nucleotide messenger RNA. RefSeq names its product proteasome regulatory particle lid subunit RPN6. Gene Ontology annotation, molecular function: structural molecule activity. Lineage: Eukaryota; Fungi; Ascomycota; Eurotiomycetes; Eurotiales; Aspergillaceae. Gene Ontology annotation, cellular component: proteasome regulatory particle, lid subcomplex. Bases 1 to 1233 code for a protein of 410 amino acids. The record is from RefSeq and is a predicted model, not a curated record. The transcript is spliced from 3 exons. Gene Ontology annotation, biological process: ubiquitin-dependent protein catabolic process.
AUGGCCGCCUCCCUGCAGGUCUCGCCACGGAUACAGGAAGUCCGGGACCUGGCUAAGCAGGACCCUACCAAAGCCGCCAACAGUUACCAGACGAUCCUCUCAGAGGGCCCAGGGUCCACAGAGGCUUCAUCGCGAGACUAUGAGCAGGCAUUGAUUGGAUUGGGAGAGUUGUACCGAGAUGCAAAGAAGGCACAGGAUAUUGCAGACCUCAUCAAGACCAGCCGAGACAGCUUCUCGUCAUUCGCCAAAGCGAAGACAGCCAAGCUAGUCCGCCAACUCUUGGACCUCAUCAGUGAAAUCCCCAACACCCUCGAUCUCCAGGUUGCCGUCAUCGAAUCAUGCAUAGAGUGGGCCAUCGCCGAGCGGCGGUCGUUCCUCCGACAGAACCUCCAAGCGCGCCUGGUCGCAAUCUAUAUGCAGAAGCAAAGUUACUAUGACGCCCUCACUCUCAUCAACUCCCUGCUCCGCGAGCUGAAGCGUCUGGAUGAUAAACUCAUGUUGGUGGAGGUGCAGCUGCUUGAGUCCCGGACCUACCAUGCUUUGGGCAACCAGGCUAAAGGCCGCGCUGCCCUUACAGCAGCACGGACAUCUGCUGCUUCCAGUGGCAUGCUGCACGCCGAGGACAAGGACUUCACCACCGCUUUCUCAUACUUCAUCGAGGCUCUGGAAGGAUAUAGCUCGCUCGAUGAAGGGGAGUUGGCUACCGCAACUCUGCAGUACAUGCUACUGUGCAAGAUUAUGCUGAACCUGGUCGAUGAUGUUACUCAGCUUUUGGGUUCUAAGCAGGCCCAGAAGUAUGCCAGCCCCCGGCUAGAGGCUAUGAAGGCAGUGGCGCGCGCUCAUUCCAACCGCUCCUUGGAAGAAUAUGAGAAGGCGCUCUCUGACUACCGGUAUGAGCUCGGUAGCGACACAUUCAUCCGGAAUCAUCUUCGCCGUCUCUACGAUGCCAUGUUGGAGCAGAACCUCAUCAAGGUCAUUGAGCCAUUCAGUCGUGUGGAGCUGGACCACAUCGCCAAGAUGGUCGGUCUGGAUACGCAGCAGGUAGAGCGAAAGCUCUCCCAGAUGAUCCUGGACAAGGUUAUCAUCGGUGUAUUGGACCAGGGAUCAGGAUGUCUGAUUGUGUAUGAUGAGACGGAACGUGACCAGGCUUAUGAUGCUGCGCUGGACACGAUCGAGAAGCUCAGUAAUGUGGUGGAAGGACUGUAUACUAACCAGGCAUCACUUCUGGAGUAG